Funneliformis caledonium is the source of this 273-nucleotide messenger RNA. Lineage: Eukaryota; Fungi; Glomeromycota; Glomeromycetes; Glomerales; Glomeraceae. The record is from the annotation of a GenBank genome assembly.
AUGUCUUCAACUACAACCAAUUCAAGCUCUGGCUUGAGUUCAGCGGGUAAGAAAUUUCGAAAUCAAUUUGAUAACAUAUUCCACAAAUAUCCCAAGUUACCAAAAGAGCUAAAAGGAGAUAGUUUGCCCUUACAGAUUGAAUCGAAAAUUUCAGCGAAAAGUUAUAACAUAUUUCUUGACCGAAUCGAAAAAACUGGAUAUAAGUUUCAUUGGGACAAUGGAAACGUAUAUAUUAUAGACAUGGCUGACAUGGAACAUGAGGCUGUAGUAGCA